AUGGCCCAGACUCAACCAAUCGGACGGGCGAACGUGACUUUUAAAGCUCACCGUGCGAUCAUCUGCACUCAGUCUCACUCCUGCAACUCUGCCCCCGGGCCUGGCUUUCAGAAAAACACACUAUCCCGAUCACACACACAGGAAGCUCCGGCCAAGUCUCAGAACAAAGCGAUGUCUCUUGAACACAAACAAGCUGUUGCUUCCAAAACCUUCCCCGUCUAUCUUGUGGCAGAUAAAUUCGGCAUCCUUCCUCUAGAGAAGCUGACUGCAUUCAAGAUUUCUGUGAAGAUCGAAGACAACUGGAUGACUUCCUUGUUUCCUGAAAUCGCUCUCAAAAUCUUCCUAUCAAUCCCCCUCGGGAUUCCAUUAUUCUGUGUUCUUGUGGAAGUCAUUUGCGACAAUGUGGAUUCUCGUAGUGAGAAGAGGGAGAUUCUUAAGCUGCUCCAGGACUACGGUCAACUUGGCUCUCUCGUUAUUGCGAGAAUAGUGGAAAAUGACGUGGUUGGAUCACGUCAGGCUCUAGAUAGUCAGUCUGCCUGA
Molecule: messenger RNA, 540 nt
Organism: Penicillium robsamsonii
Lineage: Eukaryota; Fungi; Ascomycota; Eurotiomycetes; Eurotiales; Aspergillaceae
Exons: 3
Coding region: 1-540 (179 amino acids)
Source: RefSeq, a predicted model, not a curated record